AUGGUAGCUUGGGCAGCUUUAGGCGCAAUGGGAACAAAAGCAUUAGCAUUUGGAGCAAAAGCACUUGGAGCUUAUGACGCAGUAAAUAAAAUGAGUGGAGGAAGGGUUUCAAAGACAUUAGAUGCAAAUAAAGGGAAGAUUGGAGGCUGGGUUGCAAAGAAGUUAAGAUUAAAUAAAAUAGGGCUCAUAAAUAAAGCAUCCAAUUUGGUUGCGACUGAGUCAGAAAAUGCUUUAGGAAAGGACGAUGAGUUUGCAAAACACGCAAAAGACUUUAAUGACCAGAUGAAAGGUGAAACAAUGCAUUUAAAUAGAGUCGAUGGAACUAAAGAAGAUGUUUCUUCUCCACCAGUAGUUCUUCCGUAUGGUCCCUAUGGAAUGUAUGGAAACCCUUACGA
This is a messenger RNA of Trichomonas vaginalis G3, 395 nucleotides long. RefSeq names its product protein of unknown function, DUF4107 family. The record is from RefSeq and is a predicted model, not a curated record. NCBI's taxonomy places the organism in Eukaryota, Parabasalia, Trichomonadida, Trichomonadidae. The transcript has a single exon. The annotation marks the transcript as partial.